AUGGGUUCCCUGCCGAUUCCUGAGAGCCGCUUUGGCCAUCUCGAUGAUGUGCCCAUGGACGAAGCCUUCAUGAUCAUGCGCGACUUUGCGCUGGAUGAGCAUCCUGGCAAGAUAAGCUUGGGAGCCGGUGUUUACCGCGACGACGAGGCUAAGCCGUGGGUGCUGCCGAGCGUGAAGGAGGCCGAGAAGCGCAUCAUUGAGGACCCUACCGUCGACCAUGAGUACCAGCCCAUGACGGGCUACGCGCCCUUCGUCGCUCACGCCCAGAAUCUCACCUUCGGCCCCCUGACCCCCCAUCUGGCUCCCCGCAUCGCCUCCAUCCAGACCAUCUCCGGCACGGGUGCCAACCACAUGGCAGCUCGCUUCCUGGCCGACUCCCUGCGCGCACAGCGUGUCUGGAUCAGCGAUCCCACCUGGGGCAACCACCAUCUGAUCUGGGACGUAUCGGCUCCGGGCGUCAAGCAAUGCCUGUACCCGUACUACAACCCGGCCACCUGCGCGCUCGACUUCGAGGGCAUGAUUGCGACGCUUGACCGCGACGCUCAGCCGGGAGACAUCAUCCUGCUCCACGCAUGCGCGCACAACCCCACCGGCAUCGACCCGACCCCGGAGCAGUGGGAGGUCAUCGCCGACCUGUGCGAGCGCAAGCAGCUGUUCCCCUUCUUCGACUCGGCCUACCAGGGCUUCGCGUCGGGCGACCUGGACGCCGACGCGGCGUCGAUCCGCCUCUUCGCCGAGCGCGGCCUCGAGCUGGCCGUGGCGCAGUCCUUCUCCAAGAACUUCGGCAUCUACGGCCAGCGGGCGGGCGCGCUGCACGUGCUGCUGGCCCACGAGCAGGCGCUGCCGCGCACCCUCAGCCAGAUGGUGCGCCUGGUGCGCGGCGAGUUCAGCACCACGCCCGUCCACGGCGCGCGCAUCGUGGCCACGAUCCUGAGCGACCGCGACCUGCGCGAGCGCUGGCUCGUCGACCUGCGCGUCAUGUCGGCCCGCAUCAAGGAGAUGCGCCGCCGCUUGUACGACGAGCUCGUCCGCCGCGGCACCCCGGGUUCCUGGCGCCACAUCGUCGACCAGAUCGGCAUGUUCUCGUACACGGGACUCAACAAGAGGCAGGUCGUCCGUCUGCGCGAUGAGCACCACAUGUACCUCAUGAGCUCCGGCCGCGCGUCCAUCGCCGGCUUGACCUCCAAGAACGUCGUGGCUGCUGCCGCGGCUAUCGAUGCCGUCGUCAGGGCCGAGAGCGCUUAG
This is a messenger RNA of Lasiodiplodia theobromae, 1245 nucleotides long. RefSeq names its product Aspartate aminotransferase. The record is from RefSeq and is a predicted model, not a curated record. Bases 1 to 1245 code for a protein of 414 amino acids. Gene Ontology annotation, cellular component: cytosol. Gene Ontology annotation, biological process: L-aspartate biosynthetic process. The transcript is spliced from 2 exons. Gene Ontology annotation, molecular function: L-aspartate:2-oxoglutarate transaminase activity; pyridoxal phosphate binding. NCBI's taxonomy places the organism in Eukaryota, Fungi, Ascomycota, Dothideomycetes, Botryosphaeriales, Botryosphaeriaceae.